CUUAAAGACCUUCAUAAAAUUUAUUACUUUCCAGUCACCUCAUUAACCUUUUCUUGCGGUGGGAUGGACGCCUGCUUAUUUUCAUCUACUGUUCAAAAAUAACUCCUCGACCCCGUUCCCCGUCCAUUCCGUCUGUUGUGUGCACCGCCCCUCUCUUGGCACACUGCCUCAUUCCUCCUCCCACGUCAUCUUCGCGAAUCUUAUUCUCUGCUACUCCCGCUCGACAUCGCGCUCACCGCGCCUUGAAUUGGGCCCAGUCUUUUGGACUCUCGCAUCGCAUCUAGGCAGCUGGACAUGCCAAUCAUCACUCUCAGAUAUCUGCACUGUUGAUGCCCAGAAGUCAGUUGACUAGUUGAUCUAGUCAGUCGCAAUGGCCCGUCCGUUUCAGCCUUAUGAGCCCGAGCUACAAAAGCUCUCCUCGAACACAGAAAGUCCCAUGUCGCCAGUUCCGCCAGGAGAAACCCCUGUCUCGUUCAAACCCAACGUUAACCGGGCAAAGACAAAGCGCUGGGUAGAAGCAAAGAAGUAUUCCUAUGAUGGCAACGAUUGGGGCGACGAUGAAUACGGCGAGUACGAUGACGACGAGCCUCCGCCGGUCCCGCAACACAACUUGAAUCAAAGCACGAGCACGGGAGAUCUUCCAAGUAUGUUUACCAGGGAUCCCUCCCGACCGCCACUGCCUUCAAUGGAUCGGUCGCGGUCCAUGGAUCAUGUUGCAACUCUAGGGGCAGAAUCAAUUCGCGACCGAUCUACAGAACCGACGGUCGUCGAGCCCGCGACGCGGACCGUUCCGAUCGUUCGUCCGGUCGAUAUUUACAAGAGAAUGAGAUCUGAAAGCGCCGUGCCGCAAGAUCGCAACGGCUCUCUCCAGCCAAGCGGAGGCCUUUCUGCCACUGCGACUGCGACUGUUCCGGGCCUCGCGUCUGACGAAAUCCACCUACCAUCCAGCAACCAAGCCGCGGCCGAGCCGAGUGGUUACAAGCCCUUUCGACCACAAGGCACCGUGGAGGGGGAGCAAGUGCAGCAACCACUUCAAGAUACUCAUGCCGCUGAGACAUCCGAGACGAUUUCACCCGCCAUUCACCUUCCUGAUGUGAAACGUCUUUCAAGCUUCGACCCCGACUUCUCGGGCGACUCAUACUUCCCUUCGCCCCAGGUUCCAGAGCCUAAGCCCGAGCAACAUCAACUGCAGCACAACCCAUCUAUGGGUUUCCGGUCUGUGGUUCAUCAAGCCUUCGAUGUGCCUGAUACCCCCAGCACGACCGUUGACAGUGUCGCACGAUCCAACAGCGAUAGCACAUCGGUAAUCAGUCCCAUCAUCUCGGCCCCGACUCAGAGUGAUAUCAAGACACCUACGAUUGCGGAAGAGCCCGAUGAGAGUACACCUCCGCCGAAAGACGCAAGUAGCGGCUUAGUCUUCAAACCAGGUCACCGUCGAGACAUUAGCCUUCCUAGCCCCAAUAAUAGCCCCUCGAGGACCACCAAGAUCACCAGUAUCCAAGACACACACCCGUCUGCAGCAGGUGAGGUAUCUGUGGAAAUACCGGUCGAGUCUUCCCUGGUUUCACAGUCGGACGAACAAGCGCCACAAAGAGACCCGGUGCCAGCAACAGCACCAGGCCCUGAUCAUCCCGCUCCUCUGAGUAUUGGAGGUCAUUCGGCGACAUCGGCCCCAUUACUCACACAUGAUGGUGUCCCCAUCAUCAUACCUUCCAUGAGCACCGACGAUUCUCCCCAAGAUACGGAGAGUGACCGCUUACGAAAGGAGAUCAUGCGCACAUUGAGUCGCGAGAACACGCCCACAAAAGAGCAGGAAGAGGAGGAACCGGCAAGUAGGCCAGAGGCUGAACGUCAGGACAGCCUCAUUCCAAGCGAGUACGAGAGGUAUUGGAAUGCGGCAGAGUCUACCGCAAGCCCCUUGACCCUUGACCAGACGAGCCCAGACUUUGCUGCUUCUCCGAUUGCCCUUCAAGGCUCGACUGCUCAGGAAGUGUCCGCUGCUGUCCCAGAGCCUAUCACAUCCCCUGCAACGGAGACUUCGAAGCCGAAACUGACGCGACGCUUCUCAUGGGAGUCUUCUUCAUCUUCUGAAGAGCCUGCUCCGGCAGAACCGGUGCAGUCGCCUCUUGCUCCUAUGCCAGGACAGUUCCCAGCUCCCAGUGAGACUCCAGUCCAGCCAAUCACGGAGACUGACGCGAUGGAAUCCAGCCCGGCGGAAGCUGUGACAGCGGAGACCGUGUUUUCUGAAGAGUUCCAGAACCAGGCCCCUGAAAGUGUCAGCGCUGUGGGGAAUGAGAAGCCCAAGCUGACCAUAAUGCCCCCGGUGCCAGACAAUCGUAGUAUUAUCUCCGAUGGACAGUUGCCUGAAGUAUACAACGCCGAAGCCAUUCCCGGCACCUAUACGGACGAUCCACCUGCUUUUGCUGACCACCAGAUUCCCCGGUGGACUCCUACAGCGCCUGCAUCCGUCGAGCCUACGCUACUUGGCUUCCGCGAGAUUCUAGCGAAGAAGUCGUCGGAGGAACGGGUUCAGGCGUUCAACGAGACGCGAGCCAAGUUUGCAACCAUUGACACCGGACUCAGCCACUGGAUCCAUGUCACCAUUCAGACCCACCCCGAGCACACAGAUGUGGUCGAGAAGAGCGCGAGACUUGCCCUUAGCGAGCCCAAGGCUGCAGUGCCUCGCAAGAAGUUCCCCAAAUUAUCGUCGCUUGGGAGUUUCGGUGCCUCACAGCUCGAUGUUUCCUCGCCUUCUGGCUCUGGCCACGCGCGGCGACCGUCAGCUCCUCUGGGGGCGAUGAUGAACAAACAACAGGUGGAGCAACGGGGAAAGGAGCUGCUGCACUCUGCCGGGGUGCUGGGUGGCCGGGCAGGCGAGGCUGCCAAAGGUCUCUUCGCUAGAGGCCGGAGCAAGUUGAAGGGAGGACACUCUGACAAGGUAGAUUCUUAAUCUCUUUUGUGCCUGGGGGGCGGUGCUUGACAGCGAGUGGAGAUUUUCAUUUCUGAUGUGUGACUAUGCUUAUUGAUACCAUGCCAUAAUUGAAC
Aspergillus saccharolyticus JOP 1030-1 is the source of this 3045-nucleotide messenger RNA. RefSeq lists its product as uncharacterized. The record is from RefSeq and is a predicted model, not a curated record. Lineage: Eukaryota; Fungi; Ascomycota; Eurotiomycetes; Eurotiales; Aspergillaceae. Bases 371 to 2950 code for a protein of 859 amino acids. The transcript has 2 exons.